AUGCCACCAAAAGGGCAAAGGACUCAAGAAGAAGAGGCUGAAGCGAAAAAACGAAAUUCUGAAAAUAAGCGCAGGUGGCGUGCAAACCGUUCAGAAGAACAACGUUUAGAAGAGCGAGAAAGGAAUGCAGAAAAUAAGAGAAACCGAAUUGCAGGUCUCUCGGAAGAACAACGUUCCCUUGAACGAAGGAAGAAUGCAGAGAAUGAGCGAAACCGAGUUGCAAGUCUAUCUGCAGAGCAACGAUCACUUGAACGAGAAAAUAAUAACUGGAUCCCUUCAUCCAACGGGGGCCAAAGAAAAUUUGCCCAACUUUAUAUUCUUGACCCCGAUGAGGCAUGUGAUCAAAGAAUGAUGAUUCGUGAAAAUGCACAUUGUAAUGCUGAGAUUAUGCGAGAGUUGGGUUCAUUCAUGGCCCAAAAUAAUCCUUUCGCUAAAGCAUUUAAAAUGCUUCACGAGGUUGAAAAAGAAUGCUUAGCAGAAGCUGCUCUUCAUGGGGUAGCACCAGCGACUGUAGCUAUGGCUAUUGUUCAAGAUCGGAAAUCUGACCAAAGACGAUAUAAUGUUCCUAGAGUAAAUGAAGUUGCAGUCAUUUUUCAAAAUGCUGACGGUGAACCUCCUCUUGAAAGAGACAUUCUCAUCCAUUGUAGACCCAAUGAAAAUGAUUCAAAUCCAAAGAGAACUGAACGGAUAAAUAUUUUGGAUCCCAAUUUGGAACCAAUGGUAUAUCCACUGUUAUUUCCAUAUGGAGAUCAAAGUUGGGGAAUUGAUCUUAAGCUUAAUCGGCCCCCAUCAUUGGCAAAUAUGAGACGAGCUUCUGCCAAUCCAAGAACAAGGAUUACUCAAAGAAAGCUGACACAGCAAUACUUUGUAGAUGCAUAUGUUAAAACUGAGGCUAAUAGAUUGAAUUUCUGCCGACAAAACCAGAGCACUUUACGUGCGGAACAAUAUGCUGGGCUCAUGGAUUAUAUCCAUAAUGCAGCCAAUGACCAAGGACUAAUACCUGGAAGAGCGGUUAUACUGCCUUCUUCUUUCAUAGGAAGUCCAAGAAAUAUGGCCCAAAAUUACCAAGAUGCUAUGGCAAUUGUGAGGAAAUUUGGAAAGCCUGAUUUCUUUGUAACUAUGACAUGCAAUCCAAAAUGGCCCGAAAUAACAGAUAACCUUCAAUAUGGCCAAAGAGCGGAAUUUAGACCCGAUUUAGUAACCAGGGUCUUUAACCUAAAGCUAAAAGAAUUGUUGGAUGAUAUUUCCAAGAAACAUAUACUUGGCAUUUUAACAGCAAAAGUUCAUGUAAUUGAAUUUCAAAAGAGGGGACUUCCGCAUGCCCACAUUCUUUUAAUGGUUAAAAAUGACGGUCCUGUGGAUGCCGAAAAACUUGAUCAGCUUAUAUCCGCUGAAAUACCAGAUAUUAAUGAAUAUCCUCGGUUACAUGCAGUUGUAACAAAGCAUAUGGUACACGGCCCAUGUGGUUCGGCAAAUCUAAACUCACCAUGUACGGGACCUGACGGAAAAUGUACAAAAGAAUUUCCAAAGCCAUUCAAAAAUGAAACUUUGGUAAACUGCGAUGGUUAUCCAAAAUAUCGUAGACGAAAUACUGGCCAAACUGAUGUAAAUGGCAGACAGAUUGACAACUCUUGGAUUGUCCCAUAUAAUCCAUAUAUGAGCUUGAAAUAUAAUUGUCACAUUAAUGUAGAAAGCUGUGCAUCUGUAAAAAGUGUCAAGUACCUUUUCAAAUACGUGUAUAAAGGACAUGACUGUGCAAAUAUUGCUAUCUCUGAACAAGACGUCCUUAAUCAUGAUGAAAUUAAAACUUUUAUGGACUCAAGGUACAUAAGUGCUCCAGAAGCUGCCUGGCGACUUUUUGGCAAUUCUAUGCAUGAGCAGUCACAUACAAUCUAUAGACUGCCAGUACAUUUUCCGAGUGAACAAACUGUGUACUUCAAUGCAGAUAAUGUAGAAGCUGCGGCCGAAAGGGCCGGAUCAAAAGAAACUAUGCUGACGGCUUGGUUUAAAUUAAACGAUACAGAUGAAGAUGCAAGGCUUUAUUUAUAUGCCGAUAUCCCUGAACAUUAUGUCUUUAAUAAAGUAAGUGGAGUCUGGAAACCACGUCAAAGAGAGACAAAUAAUACAAUCGGUAGAAUGUAUCCUGUUAAUUUAUCUACCGACGCAGAAAAAUAUUGCCUAAGACUACUGUUGCUUCAUAAGCGAGGGGUUACUUCCUUUGAAGAUCUUAGAACUGUGGAAGAUGUAAUCUAUCCAACCUUCAAAGAAGCAGCCCAAAAAAGUGGCAUAUUUAGUGAUGAUGCUACUUGGGACUUUGCAUUAACCGAUGCAGCAAUUUGGAAAAUGCCUCGGCAAAUGAGAGACUUAUUUGCGUAUAUCUGCGUGUUUGCAGUUCCUCCUAACGCUUUGGAACUUUUUGAAAAAUACAAAUCCGAUUUGUAUGAAGAUUUUGCAAGAGAUGCAAGGCACAAUCACACAGAUAAUUGCCAGCAUUGUACAAAUCUUGCUUUAGUAGAAAUUCAAGCAAUUCUUAUCUUGAGCUACAAGAAAUGCGUAGACUUUGGCUUGCCGUCUCCACCAGCCAAUAUGCGUGCGGCUGCGGACGAGUAUUUUGAUGUACUUGCAGAGAAACAAAAAGGUGACGCAUUGCAAGAUACUCUUAACGAUGAGCAACGAAAUGCUUUCGAUACAGUAUUAAAUGCUGCCGAAAAUGAAAACCUUCCCCUUAAAAUAAAUCUAAGCCAAAUUUUUAUCCAAGAAAGAAUAUUGUAA
Messenger RNA from Folsomia candida, 2772 nucleotides. RefSeq lists its product as uncharacterized. Bases 1 to 2772 code for a protein of 923 amino acids. The transcript is spliced from 4 exons. The record is from RefSeq and is a predicted model, not a curated record. NCBI's taxonomy places the organism in Eukaryota, Metazoa, Arthropoda, Collembola, Entomobryomorpha, Isotomidae.